AAAAAUUUAUUUACUAAUAUCUAAUAUAAAUUUCCCGUCUUUUAGUUUAAAGCCAUUCUCCCUCGUCCUAUCACUAUGGGACUGUUGGUCCUCGUCCCGUUUAUCAGCUCCCUUUAGGUAGCAGAAGACUGCAGUGAGGUCUCUCUGGAGGUUCUCUUCCCCAGGCUGCACACCCGCAGCUCUCAGCCUGUGCCCACUGCAGAUGUGCUCUGCUCUGACAUCCCCAUACCCUCCAGCAGCUCCAUAUCCCUGUGCUGGAUGCAGUGCUCUGGGUGGCACCUCACGAGGGCAGAGCAGAGGGGGACAAUCCCUCCUGCCCCGUGCCACCCCUCAGUUGAUGCAGCCCACGAUACUGUUAGCUUUCAGGGCUGCAAACACACAGUUCUGGCUCGUGUCCCACUUCUCAUCCACCAGGACCCCCAAGUCCUUCCCCACAGAAAAAUAGAUCCUGGGGACCUCUUCUCCCCGCCCAGUCCCGCUCUGCAGUGUCACUGACGCCCUGUUUGUGUUCAUCCGGGCCGGCGUGGCCAGGCCCCGCAAACCCACCCUACGCAGAACCCCCUAUCUGCCCCCCAGGCCUUGGGGGCUGCAGGCGGUCCCAGUCCCCCCCACCACCUCGGUUGCUUCACUGGUCAGGGGGGCAAAGUCCAACCGCCGUCAGCACAGGCCGGCCUGCCCGGUGCUGCGGGCAGACACACGCUCACAGCCCUCAGCGGAGGCGGCGGGGCCCGCGGCGAGGUCAGCGGGGAGCCAGGUGGAUGUGACAGCCAUGGCGCGGGUCUUCAGCUAUGUGGAUGUGACUGAUUCUGGCUUCAUUGCAGCCGUCCUCUCAAUCGCCUUCAACCCAUUCUUCUGGAAUGUGGUAGCAAGAUGGGAGCACAAAACACGGGCACUCAGCCGAGGCUUCGGCUCUCCACACACCGCCUGCUACUGCCUGGGCACUGUUAUCCUGCUGCUCAACUGCGUGCGCAGCCACUGCUUCACAGAAGCCAUGAAGAGCCAGCCGAAGCUGGAGGGCUUGGACAGCCACUGGGCCUAUUACUCAGGCUCAGCCAUCAUGGCUGUAGGGACCUUGUUUGUCAUCUCCAGCUUCUUAGCACUGGGAUUCACCGGGACCUUCCUAGGGGAUUACUUUGGCAUCCUGAUGGAGGCAAAAGUGACCUGCUUCCCCUUCAGCAUCCUGGAUAACCCCAUGUACUGGGGCAGCACGGCUGUCUACCUGGGCUGGUCCCUCAUGCAUGCAAGCCCAGCUGGCCUUUUGCUGACAGCUGUAGUGGCAAUUUCCUACACAAUUGCAGUGCUGUAUGAGGGACCUUUCACGGAGGAAAUCUACCGUCAGAAACAGAAGGGAGCAAAGAGCAAUUAGCGACAGUGCCUCAGACACCUCAGUGCAGUGUGCCCUGCUGUGCCUUGUGCUGUCCAAUUUGCCCAUUUUCCUACUGAGAUGUUUCCUAGUAAUUAGCCCAGCAACCCCUAAUGAGCCAACUGAGCACUCUGCAGUCUUGGAAGCCAUCAGAGGAACAGUGUGAGCACGGCACAGAAGCUGGAGAGCCCCAUUCAGCCCCCCGACCUGUCCUCCCACACUGACAGCUGAAGAUCUGCAGGCACGAAGCAACCCAGCUCCAGCACCAGCCUGGAGGGCAGAACAGCAAUGGAGGCACCAGGGGCCUUUUGGAUGCAAGGUCUGAGCAUGCAGCAGCAUGGCAGCAGGUGAUCCUCCAUGCCUACAGCUGCUAAGGAUGGGGUGCAUUGGACAGCCAUUCCUCAACGUUGGACACUUUGUGCUUUUUGGACAGCACACUGGACCUCGUUGCUCACUCUGCAGGCUGGACGUGGAGAGGAGGGCACAGCUCACUGAUCCUCUGUAGCAAACAGACACUGCCAAAGAGGCAUGGCUUGAUCAAAGUGGUGCCCCAUGCAGGUCUCAAACUGCAGGGGAAGGAAGAAGGGCAGCUGCUGCAAAUCUGACCAUACACCCGUCCAGAGCAGAGAGACCUCCUCGUCCACCCCAGUGCUUUCCCACCGCUGCAGAGCUCUGUAGCAUCUUUGUGCUAUUUGCAAAGUCUCCCAGACAGGGGACAGCAAGGCACAUAGAUGUGAAUGUCCCACCUAAACCACUGCCCAAGAGGACAGAGACAUGGCAGCUGAACCACGGCAAAGCCCCAGCAUGGAGAAACCAGGUUGGAAGUGGAAAAGACCAAUGGAAAGAUUCAGUCCCCAUCAGCAGAGUGAGCAGUCCCCUGGUGCCGGUGCCCCACUGCCCCAUGGCUCUCUGGGCCCCAGGGGCAAACCCCAUCCAGCCCCUCCAACCCCAUGCAUCUCCUCCUUUCCCCACGGCCACACGAGGCUCUGCCCACCAUCCCACCGCACAGUGCCUUGCCCCAACCAGCCGGGAUGAAACGCAGCCUGGGCUCAUCCCUGCUGUUGGAUCUGGCUCCAGAAAGAAGGUCCCAGGGCUGAUGCCACAGCCCCAUACUCAAUGUUUACAGAUUCCCAGAACGGUUUGAGAAGUAAGCUAUAAAUGACCAAAAAAAAAAAAAAGCCACCAAAAUCUAAAGGGAAGGGAUCAGCGAUGCUCCCGGCUCCCGCGGGGACACGGGCUGAGUCUGGUCCUGUAGUGACGCCGUGCUUCGUCCCAGCAUCACAACAUCCCCUCUGGAGAAGGUCCUCUCUUCUCCCAGCACGUCAGUCCCAUUCCCUCCUGCUCGUGCCCGGCUGUAACUCACCCUUCCAGCAUUGCUCAACGGGAAUUAAAAGUGUCGGUUUCUUUCUC
Molecule: messenger RNA, 2773 nt
Organism: Phasianus colchicus (ring-necked pheasant)
Lineage: Eukaryota; Metazoa; Chordata; Aves; Galliformes; Phasianidae
Gene: PEMT
Product: phosphatidylethanolamine N-methyltransferase
Biological process (GO): phosphatidylcholine biosynthetic process
Molecular function (GO): phosphatidylethanolamine N-methyltransferase activity
Source: RefSeq, a predicted model, not a curated record